AUGACGGAGGAGUGGCGUUGUAGGAAGUUUGAGGGCGACCUCAAACAUGAGCUGAGGCGUUUUAUCGUACCACUUAGGGUACGGGAGUUUCCGAUCUUGGUGGAGCAAGCCAAGAGUGUCGAGCAGCUGGAGAUGGGACAGAGCCGGGUCAACUGCACUCAGAAGAAUAAUGUUGAGGGCAGGCAACAGAAGAAGCCCUAUAGUAGACCAGUUUCAUCCUCACAGAAGCUGAGAUGUUAUAAUUGUGGAGGGGAACACUUACGGAGGGAUUACACUAGACCCGCCAGUAGUGGAGGCAGCGGUAUGAGCACUCGUAAGUGCUACGCAAGUGAUCAGCCAGAACAUUUCGCCAACAAAUGUCCUAAUAGGAAGGCUGCUCCAGUAUCACGAUCUCAGCCAUCCUCAUCUGACAGGCCGAGAGCAGCAGGCCGGGUUUUUGCCAUGACCAGCACAGAGGCCACCCGGUCAAGUAAUCUGAUUCUGGACCAUUGUUUGCUUUUUGGUAACAGUGUGUUAGUGCUGUUUGAUUCAGGAGCUUUGCACUCCUUUAUAUCCCACGAUUGUGUGGAGAGAUUGGGGUUGUCCACUCGUGACCUGGGAUGCGAGUUGAUGGUCUCGACACCAGCAUCUAGACAGGUUUCAACCAAUCGAGCCUAUGUUGGAUGCUUGAUGGAGGUAGAGGGCAUAAGCUUCAAGGAGAAAAAGAUGAGUAUGGAGGAGCAGAUUAGUAAGAUACCAGUGGUGGAUGAAUACGCUGACGUGUUUCCGGAUGAGAUACCUGUGCUACCACCCAGCUGGGAUAUAGAUUUCUCAAUUGAUCUAAUCCCUGGAGCGGGUCCAGUGUCGGCAGCACCGUACAGAAUGGCACCAGCUGAACUAGCAGAGUUGAAGAAACAGAUAGAAGACUUGCUAGAGAAGAAAUUCAUCUGA
Messenger RNA from Vigna unguiculata (cowpea), 930 nucleotides. The record is from RefSeq and is a predicted model, not a curated record. NCBI's taxonomy places the organism in Eukaryota, Viridiplantae, Streptophyta, Magnoliopsida, Fabales, Fabaceae.